Pieris napi is the source of this 1127-nucleotide messenger RNA. Its product is annotated as small integral membrane protein 20. The coding region runs from base 791 to 1018 and encodes 75 amino acids. Gene Ontology annotation, cellular component: mitochondrial inner membrane. NCBI's taxonomy places the organism in Eukaryota, Metazoa, Arthropoda, Insecta, Lepidoptera, Pieridae. The record is from RefSeq and is a predicted model, not a curated record. Gene Ontology annotation, biological process: mitochondrial respiratory chain complex IV assembly. The transcript has 4 exons.
UCGCUGAAAUUUAUAAUAUUAGAAACACAGCCAUAAUUGAUAUUUACAUAAUAUACGAAUAAUGAAACAACAUAUAGUUUGUUGUUAAAAAGCAGAACAAUUGUAAACAAAAAAAUUAUGAAUCAUUGUUGUUUAUUCAAAUACUGAUGAGUUGUAUAAACAUAUCUAUGACUCAUACUUUUUAAUCCAUUGAACUUUAAACUUGAAAAUAGAAAAUAAUAACAGUAAUAAGUAAUGUUGGCUUUCUUUUAAAUUUUAGAACUCAGGCCUGGGUUAACAUUUUGUAAAAAAAAGCUCGCCCUCUGGUUAUUUCUUUUACGCGCAUAUUUAGGUUAAGCUGAUAUGUUUAGGAAGUAGUGUUUAAACUUAUCGCUUUUUUUACCGACAUUUGUGAUUGUGUAUAUUUUAGUUCUGUGGUAUGUAAGUCGUAAGAUGAUAAAAGCAGUGAGUACCACGCAACUUUUGUAAAUCGAUCUUUAGUUACCUAGUUAUAAUCCACAGUAAUUUUAUGAUAAUCAAUACUUAUGUUUUAAAAGAAAUAUUUUUAAUUAUACUCGUACGAUACUAAUGUUUACAUGCAUUCGAUUCAAAUAUGGUGUGCCGCCCGCCAGGAACAGCUGACUUUGACAGCUGACAGUAGUUUCUAGUUAUUAAAUAUUAUGUUAUAUGUGCUAUGGUAUGUUAUGAAAAUGUAUGUUUAGGUUAGAAAAUAUAACGUUGAAGUGCAAAUAUUAGAACUUUGUUAUAUUUACUCAAAACCUUAUUCACUAAACUGAGGAAAUAAAAUGAAAUGGCGUUUAAUAAAGGUUGGCGUUACGCAGCAUUUUUAGGUGGCUUCAUUGGAUUCAUUGGACUUACAUUGUACCCUAUAGCCGUGAGCCCUAUGAUGGACUCUUCCAAAUACAAAGAAAUCCAAAAGGAGACGCGCAAGAAUAUAAGGCAGGAGGAUAUACAGCCAGGCAAUAUGAAAGUUUGGACAGAUCCAUUUGAUCGAAAGAAACCAGAAACCACAAAAUGAGUAACACUUUGUAUAUAUACUUGUAAAUAUUAUGUAAUUUAGUUAGAACAAAUAGAAAUAUGUACUAAUAUUAUCUUCUCUUAUAAAAAUAAUAAGACUUGUUACUUAA